UCUAUGGUUGAAAAAAAAGUAAAAAUAAUGGUUGGUUGAUUUGUUUUUGUUUGUUAUUUUGAACCAAUCUUUGAUUUUUUCCAUUAAUUAAUUCGUGUGCACUUUAAGUGUAACUAUGACUUCUAUAGUUGUAAAUUCCAGUCAUGCUAAACAUUCUAUACCUAUAGAUAUUUUAGACGAUUUGUGCAGCCGUUUCAUCAUUAAUCUUCCACCAGAAGAUAGAGGAAACUUGGUGAGGAUAUGUUUUCAAAUCGAACUGGCCCAUUGGUUUUAUUUGGACUAUUACUGCACCGACGAAACCAAGCUGAAUCCAUGUGGUAUACGAGAAUUUGCCGCGCAUAUAUUUCAACAUGUACCACAGCUGAGGGAGCACAUUGGCAGCCUAGACGCUGUCCUUGGUAACUGGAGGGAAUACAAGCAGACAGUGCCCACUUAUGGAGCAAUUCUUCUGGAUACAGACCUUACCCAUGUGUUGCUGGUCCAGUCCUAUUGGACUAAGGCUUCAUGGGGUUUCCCAAAAGGAAAGGUCAAUGAAGAUGAAGAGCCUUGGAAGUGUGCUGUCAGAGAAGUAUUGGAAGAAACAGGCUUUGAUAUAAGUAAACUAAUAAAUAAAAAUGAUUAUAUUGAAGCUAUGAUUCAUGAACAAAUUGUACGCCUUUACAUUAUUGGGUAUAUCCCAAGAAAUACAAAGUUUCAACCAAGAACUAGGAAUGAAAUUAAAGCUUGUGAGUGGUUCCCGUUAGCAGAUCUGCCUGCAAAUAAGAAAGAUAUGACGCCGAAACUUAAAAUGGGUGUUAGUCCAAAUGCAUUCUUCAUGGUACUACCAUUUGUUAAACGUAUGCGGCGUUGGGUUGCAGAACGUAAUCCUAAAGUCUUCAGUAACAGUAUGAGACGUACUAGACACAAAUCAAUGGGAGAUAUAGAAUCUUCAUCCAGCAAGAGCAAGGCAAAAACAAUAUCACAGGGCCUACAAAAUGAGAUUCAGGAGUAUCAGCAACAAAACCCCACCUACAAGCAUAAGAAUGGUAACCACAGCAAUGGCCAUGGAACUAACAAUACCAAUCAAGGAAACGGCAACAACUCUAACCAGAACCAGCCACAUAAUCAUACUCAUUCAACUCCUUCUCAAGGGCAGAGUAGUGCUCAUCAAAGUAGCUCAUCCAAAAAUGGUAAUACUCAUUCCAGCAAUAGAAAGGAUAGAAAACUGGCGAAGCGGCAGCUAUUUACACCGCAGAAUAUUCAUAGCAACAACUUUUCUCCAGUACAAAAAGAAAGUAUCAGUAAUGAGGUUGCUGAAGAUUUCAACAAUUACUUUAAUUUCGUGGCUCCGUCUUGGGCAAACUUUAAGUUUGACAGACGCGCCAUACUGGAAUGUCUCACCUGAAGUAUUUAGAGUAAACCAAAUAAGGUUGAUCUCAAAUAAAUAUAUUCUUUAAACUAUCUGUAUCCUUAGAUAACUAGCUUUGUUUCAAUCUUUUGUAAUUUAAAAUUACAAUAGGCUGACAAUUAUAAAGUAGGUAUCUACACAAUGAUACAGUAUACAGUUAUAUUCAUUGUUGUUUUAAUAACCAUCCCUUGGACCUACCUACUUCAUGUCUAUUAUUCGGAACUGCCCCUUUUCUUUUCAGGAAAGUUUGCACAAUGUUAAAGACCA
Molecule: messenger RNA, 1654 nt
Organism: Chilo suppressalis (striped riceborer)
Lineage: Eukaryota; Metazoa; Arthropoda; Insecta; Lepidoptera; Crambidae
Source: the annotation of a GenBank genome assembly